Molecule: messenger RNA, 618 nt
Organism: Polistes dominula (European paper wasp)
Lineage: Eukaryota; Metazoa; Arthropoda; Insecta; Hymenoptera; Vespidae
Source: RefSeq, a predicted model, not a curated record
AGUUAAGAUACUAAUAAAUAAGGUAAUGUUUUAAAGUAAAGAAAGAAGAUGAGUUCGAUCUUUCAUCAAGAGGAACACCGAUAAUAUCCUCGUGGAUAUUAUUCUUCAAACGAUUUCGCGAGUUUGCGUUCUUCUCGACUUUCCCCACUCGCGGCCAAGUGUUUUCACUUCUUUACUAGUGUUCCCGGUUAGUGCCGAUCCAAACAUCGCAGCAUAGCAAACUUGACGAUCGCGAGAGACUUUUCCUCGAUGUUCACAGUGUCAACUUGGAAUAAUAUAAACUUUCAAAGGGAAAUUAAUUGAAAAAUAACGAGAAUCUUUUAAGAAGAAUAACAAUGUGGAAGAUAAUAAGAACGAUUGUUACAAUUUGCCUGUUAAUGAUCGUAAUCACUCAUGCGAAGCCAACAAUUUACAAGAGAAAUCAGGACAACGUUUUUGAACCAGUAAUGAUACCCGUGUCUUCUACCGUGAUCCCUAUACCAGUUUAUAAGGUUGAAUAUGGAUUAGGUUUUAUAUCCAAGGAUAAAAAAGCUCAAUCUUCGUUCAAACCGGAUGGCACCGUUAAAUUAAUCACGAUUAAAAAAAGUCAAGAAAAAAAAAUUUAAAUGGAUCAAUUCG